This is a messenger RNA of Uranotaenia lowii, 1288 nucleotides long. RefSeq lists its product as uncharacterized. Lineage: Eukaryota; Metazoa; Arthropoda; Insecta; Diptera; Culicidae. The transcript has 2 exons. Gene Ontology annotation, biological process: proteolysis. Bases 95 to 1288 code for a protein of 397 amino acids. The record is from RefSeq and is a predicted model, not a curated record. Gene Ontology annotation, molecular function: nucleic acid binding; zinc ion binding; aspartic-type endopeptidase activity.
GAAAGACGCGAAUAAAUCGUUGUGCAAUAUAUCUAAUUGCGAAAGUGGAAAUUGCAUCCGAAACCCCACGAAGUCCUUACAUCUGGCGACGAGGAUGGCGGAAAACAUGAUCAGCGAGUCGCGAGCGAUUCCACCAUUUCGAUGUGAAGAAAUAGCCCGAAAUCAAUUAUCCAAAGAAUGGAAGAGUUGGAAAUCUUCACUGGAAGUAUAUUUCGAAGCGUUUGAUGUAGUUGACCAACGGAAGAUGAAAGCACUUCUUUUGCAUUUUGGUGGAAGACAGUUACAAAAAGUUUUCGGAAAUCUACCUGAUGUAGACAAAAUUCCUUUGGUUGCGACUAAGGUGAACUGGUACGAUUUGGCCAUUAGCAAGUUGGACGAUUAUUUCGAGCCUGGUAGGCAAUACAUCUUGGAACGCUGUCGACUGCGGAAGAUGAAACAGGCGAAAAACGAAAGAUUUUCACAUUUUAUGAUGCGCAUUCGUCAGCAGCUCGCUGAUUGUGGCUUGGAGAAAUUUUCCACGGAAGUAAGGGAAAUAUUGACCGAAAUAUUCCUUACAGAUGCUAUAGUCGAGGGAUGCGAAUCUGAAGAACUCAGACGUCGCAUUCUUCAAAAGGAUAGAUCGCUUGCCGAGCUGGAAGAGCUAGGUGCAAUGAUGGAGGGCGUAGAACAGCAAAUGAAGGACAUAAGCUCGUUGAAUCCAAAUGAAAGCAAUAUAGAAAAGGUUUUUAAAGUGGAAUCUAGAUUCGUAAGAAAAUCAACAACAUCAGGUCGUGCGCAGCGAAAACUGGAAAAGAAACCAUAUGAUGCACGGAAAAUGAGAUGCUUCAGUUGCGGAAUAGAUGGUCACAUUUCUUCAUCAUUGCAGUGUAAAGCUCGCGAUCAAAAGUGCAGAAAAUGUGACAAGAGGGGGCAUUUCGAGGCUGUGUGUGGAAAACGAUAUUUCAACAAGCGGGAUGUUAAUUUCAAACACCAAGAAGGAAAAAUUCGAUUGAUAACUGAAAUUAAAGACGAGUUUGAUGAUAAAGCAGAAGAAAUUGUUGCGGAAGACGCUGAGAAUGUUCCAGAGAAAAAGAGCAAAACAUAUUAUUGUUUUUACUCUGGAAACGAAACAAAUCUCAUUGAAUGCGUGGUAGGCGAUGUCCCUUUGAAGUUGCUGAUUGAUUCAGGCUCUGAUGCUAAUUUGAUACCGUUAAAAGUCUGGGAGGAAAUUCUCAGCAGGAGUAUAAAUGAAACGCGUGUUUACAGGUUGGAAACGAACAAAGGAUUGAAUUUUUAUUUGUCAGAAUGA